AUGAUCGUGAUUCUGCUGGUCUUAGGAGUUUCUUUGAUCGAAGUUACAUUUAUAUUUCGCCCUCAUCUUAUAUUGCAGGUUGAAAAUGUGAAAUUAUUAGAUCGCUAUACAAAUAGGAAGGCAGCAAACGGGACAUUAUAUCUGACAGCUACUCAUCUCAUCUAUGUAGAUGCUUCUGCUGAAGUCAGAAAAGAAACAUGGAUCCUGCAUCACCAUAUUGCAACUGUAGAAAAAUUGCCUCUGACCACAGCGGGAUGCCCUCUCCUCAUUCACUGCAAGAACUUCCACGUGGCACACUUUGUUAUCGGGCAGGAACGGGACUGUCACGAAGUGUAUACCUCAUUGCUUAAACUUUCACAACCAGUGAAACCUGAAGAUCUUUAUGCUUUCUCGUAUAAUCCUAAAAUGUCUAAAGAUAACCGGGAGAUUGGAUGGAAACUGAUUGAUUUAAAAGUAGAUUACCAGCGUAUGGGAAUUCCAAAUGACUACUGGGAAAUAACGGAUGCGAAUAAAGACUAUGAGGUUUGCAACACUUACCCUCCAGAAAUAGUGGUGCCUAAAGCUGCUAAUAAAGCAACAGUGAUCGGAAGCUCAAGAUUCAGAAGCAGAGGGCGGAUUCCAGUCCUUUCCUACUUAUAUAAAGAAAACAAUGCUGCCGUGUGCCGCUGUAGCCAGCCCCUCUCCGGCUUCAGCGCGCGCUGCCUGGAGGACGAGCAGAUGCUGCAAGCCAUCCGCGAGGCCAACCCGGGGAGUCCCUUCAUGUAUGUUGUAGACACAAGGCCAAAGCUAAAUGCCAUGGCCAACCGAGCUGCUGGGAAGGGUUAUGAGAACGAAGAUAAUUAUGAUAACAUUCGCUUUAAAUUUAUCGGCAUAGAAAACAUCCAUGUGAUGCGGAACAGCUUGCAGAAACUCCUGGAAGUGUGUGAAGCAAAGUCUCCUUCAAUGAGCGACUUCCUCACUGGGCUGGAGAACUCAGGUUGGUUGCGGCACAUUAAAGCUGUGAUGGAUGCAGGUGUCUUUCUUGCCAAGGCUGUGAAAGAUGAGAAGGCAAGUGUGUUAGUGCACUGCUCCGACGGGUGGGAUCGCACGGCUCAGGUCUGCUCCCUGGCUAGCCUCCUUUUAGACCCGUUUUAUAGGACUUUUAAAGGCUUCAUGGUCUUGAUAGAGAAGGAGUGGAUUGCCAUGGGUCACAAGUUCUCACACAGGUGUGGCCAUUUGGAUGGUGACCCAAAAGAGAUAUCUCCUGUCUUCACUCAGUUCACGGAGUGCGUCUGGCAGCUCAUGCAGCAGUUUCCGUGCGCGUUUGAGUUUAACGAGCGCUUCCUGCUGGAAAUCCAUGACCACGUCUACUCCUGCCAGUUUGGCAACUUCCUUGGGACCUGCCAUAAGGAGCGUGAAGAUCUGAAAAUCUUUGAGAAGACCCACUCUCUCUGGCCUUUCCUCUUACAGAAGAAGCAGGAGUUCAGAAAUCCUUUGUACAGAGGAUUUACAGCUUAUAAUGACCUUCAACCAAACACGUUACCUUUCAGUUUCCAGUUUUGGUGUGGGAUGUAUAAUCGUUUUGACAAAGGAAUGCAUCCAAAACAGUGCGUGUUGGAUCAUCUCCUAAAUUGCAUGAGCCAAAAAACAAAACUAGAGGACAAUGCAUCUGAAUUGGAAAAUAAGCUUCCCUUCCUUGAUGGUCCUUUACUCACGGAAGCCUGUUCCUUCCCUAAAUUGGGAAGUGCUUCUUCAAAAACACCGAUGCUCAACACUCCCCAGGAUUAUGAUGGGGACCCACCUGCUGCGUUGACUAAUGGUACUAUGGAGGGGGAUGUAGAUGUUACGUCAGACAUGGACCAAAAGAACAAAGAGAACCUGCCUAAGCACCAGGACCUCUGCGAUCUAAAAGCCACUGUUGGUGUUUUGGACUCUGAAGCUGCGGAUGGGAAGCCUGAGCAUCACUGA
Molecule: messenger RNA, 1947 nt
Organism: Tinamus guttatus (white-throated tinamou)
Lineage: Eukaryota; Metazoa; Chordata; Aves; Tinamiformes; Tinamidae
Source: RefSeq, a predicted model, not a curated record